Messenger RNA from Diplodia corticola, 1974 nucleotides. RefSeq names its product sas10 utp3 family protein. Lineage: Eukaryota; Fungi; Ascomycota; Dothideomycetes; Botryosphaeriales; Botryosphaeriaceae. The transcript is spliced from 2 exons. Gene Ontology annotation, biological process: maturation of SSU-rRNA from tricistronic rRNA transcript (SSU-rRNA, 5.8S rRNA, LSU-rRNA). The coding region runs from base 1 to 1974 and encodes 657 amino acids. The record is from RefSeq and is a predicted model, not a curated record. Gene Ontology annotation, cellular component: small-subunit processome; nucleolus.
AUGGCAAAGAAGAGAAAGGCCUCCGGCCAGCCCAAGCCGACCAACCCCGAUGCACAGAACUCAAAGCUGGCCAUCAGCACCUAUCAAGAUGUCGCCGAUUCCGAAGACGAAUUCCACAUCAACCGUGACAAGAUACUGCUGGACGAAGGCCCCGACGCCAAAAGGCGGCGGAAAUGGCAGGAACAAGAUCAGCUCCUCGAACCAUCCGAUGAAGAGGUCCUCAACUACGACGAGCAAUCAGACGACGAAGAGGACGGGGAUGAUUACGAUGAGCCUGCUGGCGGAAAAGAUGCGGCAUCUGACUAUUCCGGCUCAGAGGCACCCGCCGGAGAAGAGGACGAAGAGGACGACGAGGCUUGGGGUGCGUCAAAGAAGGAUUACUACGGCGCCGAUGCCAUAGAGACGGAAGAGAAUGCGCUCGAGGAGGAGAAAGAAGCAAUUCAAACACAAAAAAAGCAGUUGGAGCGCAUGACUGAGGCCGACUUUGGCUUCGACGAGUCGGAAUGGCUGGACGCGGACAAAGACGAGGACGAAGAGGCAGACGGUGAGGUGGUCACGGAGAUUCUGCCGCAGCUGCAAGUCACGGAUGAUAUGGGCCCCGUCGAGCGACUGAAACUACUCAAGACAAGAUACCCCGAGUUUGAGCCGCUGUCAAAGGAGUUCCUCGACCUGCAGCCUCUGCACAAUGAGCUUGCGCUUGCUGCCGCCGCCGCUCGGAAAAUGCAGCAGCAACGAGCUGCCAGGACCACGACGCAGACCAAGACUCUCAAGACGCCGGCUGCAGUAAUCAAGUACAGGGCGCUGGCUGCGUAUCUCGCAGCAUUGACCAUGUACUUCGCUCUGCUCACCUCGACAUGCACAGCUGCAGACGCAAAGGCCGUGGCUCUGUCGCCUACCGAGCUGCGAGACCACCCAGUCAUGGAGGGCUUGGUGCAAUGCCGCGAGCUCUGGAACACGGUGAAGGACCUCUCGAUCGCAAACAAGAUCGCCGACAGCGAUACGAGCAACGAGCUGGAGGCUAUUGAGGAGGAGCCGAAUGCCGACAUCUCGCCCAUGGACAUCGAACCCCGCACUUCGGAUGGGGCCAUGGCGCCGCCAAAAACCAAGAGGAAGACUAAGACGCAACGUGCCGCAGAAGCCGCCCAAGCGGCAGCCGAAGCUAAGCGAGCCGAGCGCCUUCGUGCGACAGAAGAGGAGCUUGCCGCCCUGUCAUCCCUUGCCGAUAAGGAUGCCCUGCGCAGGUCGAAGAAGACGACGAAAUCCAAGAAGCCGUCAGCCGUCACUUUCGCCAACGAUGAGGACUCGGACUUUGGCGAUGAGACGGAGCUCAACAAGCACGAACUGGAUGAGAAACUCCGGAAGAAGAAGAGCUUGCGUUUCUACACCUCGCAGAUCGCGCAGAAGCAGAACAAGCGCGGCGCAGCGGGCAAGGAUGUGGGCGGAGACGCCGACAUUCCUUAUCGCGAACGUUUGAGGGACCGCCAAGCCAGACUCAAUGCUGAGGCAGAGAAGCGUGGAAAGAAGGCACUGGCACCAGAUCAAGAACUCGGCGGCGAAAGCGACGACGAGGACAGACGGCAAGCGAAACAGCUGAGGGACGAAGCCGCCAGCGAGGACGAAGACUACUACGACAUGGUGACGGCGCGCUCGAAGCAGAAGAAGGCCGACAAGGCGGCGGCAGCCGCGGCUUACGCGGAAGCUGCACGGAAGGGCGCGCAGGUCGUUGAGACGGAGGAGGUUGGGGCGGAUGGAAAGCGCAAGAUCACCUAUGCCAUCGCCAAGAACAAGGGUCUGACGCCGCAUCGCAAGAAGGAUGUGCGCAACCCGCGUGUCAAGAAGAAAAAGAAGUACGAGGAGAAGAAGAAGAAGCUGGGCAGCAUCAGGCAGGUCUACAAGGGAGGCGAGGGUCGUGGUGGAUACAAGGGAGAGUUGACGGGUAUCAAGAAGGGCCUGGUCAAGAGUGUGAAGCUAUAG